This is a messenger RNA of Entrophospora candida, 207 nucleotides long. NCBI's taxonomy places the organism in Eukaryota, Fungi, Glomeromycota, Glomeromycetes, Entrophosporales, Entrophosporaceae. The record is from the annotation of a GenBank genome assembly.
GAUUUGUCAAAACAAUAUGAAGAAAUCAAGAAUGAUUUUAAAAGUUUACAAGAAAAUUAUAUGGAAUUAAAAAAUCAAUUGGAUGCUAAUAAUAAAUUCAUGGCUGAUCAAUUGGAAGAAAAUAAUAAAAAAAAUAGAAACUUUGUAACUAGUCAAUUCAGACAAAGUAACGAUUAUCUCAUUGAAACACUUACAAAUAAAACUUAA